This is a messenger RNA of Cylas formicarius (sweet potato weevil), 2128 nucleotides long. RefSeq names its product protein spaetzle 4 (gene spz4). Gene Ontology annotation, biological process: innate immune response; regulation of Toll signaling pathway; central nervous system formation. Gene Ontology annotation, molecular function: Toll binding; growth factor activity. Bases 291 to 1829 code for a protein of 512 amino acids. NCBI's taxonomy places the organism in Eukaryota, Metazoa, Arthropoda, Insecta, Coleoptera, Brentidae. Gene Ontology annotation, cellular component: extracellular region. The record is from RefSeq and is a predicted model, not a curated record. The transcript has 7 exons.
CCUACUUUCUUUGGCGGCUCAGCGCGUUCUUCAUUCGACGGUGUAGGUACUUCGUCGCGUUGAAGAAAUGCCAUUUCUUCUUUCUCCAGUGCCGCGAUAGUACUGGUGACUGACUGACCGUCAGACUGGUCUUCAGUAGGUCGAUUCCGAACAGCUGUUACGUCGCGAAUCAUGUUUAGGUGCAUUCAUCGGGAAAUCACUCAUUGCCGCCGUAAAUGUUUGUGCUUGUUUGAGUGAUAGAUUCGAUAUUGUUUUUGGUUCACUUUGUGCAUUCAUGUGAGAUAUGCAAGAUGAUACGCUGUUUCAUCCUACUUCUCUACGCCUACGGUUCAGUAGGCUAUGGUUACGAUGCGGGAGGCGGAGAUCAAGCGUCCUGUGGACGUCCCUACCGCACAGGACGCGUCUAUCAACCGCCAUGCGACCUGACUAGAUACGGGUAUUGUGCACAAGCCGGCCAAUUAUAUCCGUGGAAAGCGGUGCGCAGAUUCGUCAGAGACAACCAAGGACUAAUGCGCAGAAUGUACGGGGAUCAGCGACAAGCUCACGUGUUGCGGGCGGAGUUAGACGACGACCAAGAGACCGGCGAGGAGUGGGGACAACCAACCAAAGAUUUUAAUGACUGGAAGCGGCAACAACAACUGAGAUAUUCGAGGUAUCACCAUAACCGCAACGAUUUGGACAACGACCUGGCGACAACGUUUGAAGAAGAUCUGGAUAUGGACAAUCCGUACGACGAUGAAUCGCGCUAUUUAAAAGACGAUAUCGCCAAUGAGGACGUGCUCAAUACUAAGUUCGUAUAUUCGGAAAAAGAGCAGUCGAUAUCGAUCAAAUUGGCAGCAUUGAAGCCAUCAACUCAUUUUAGACCAAUAGCUGCUGCGGCUACCACUACAACCUCCACAUCAAGAACAACCCCUGAACGUAACAAACUUAAGAGCAACGGAAUUUCGAAGAUUACAAAGGCGCCAUUGUCCACAACCAAAAGAUAUUACGACAUUUAUUUUGGGAAUAGGCGUUACAUUAAAACCACGACGAGACCUGCAACCUCAACCGCAACUCCCAGAUCGACUACGAUACAAGGAGCGAGCGAAGAAACUUCAAAAACUGUACCCGCCGAAAGUACUACCCUUGUUUCUGCCAGUACAAUUACUACAGAUGACAUCCACGAAUCUACAACUACAUCAACAAUCGACGUUACGGAUAGGACAUCGAGUACACUCAAAAAAGAACCAUCGACGACGACCGAGAAUCCCAUUGGUGGAAACAUGGUGAUUGCAAGUGAUCGGAUAGGUGAAGACUGCCAUAAUGCCGAUAUUAAUGACGGUGGUGCUAUUAAAAACAGUGAUACUGAACGGGACACACUGAGACAGCCAGAGGGAGACAGUGCUGGUGCGGUAUUGUUCCAAGACAUGCUGGAGGACGAGCAAAUUGCAGGCAGUAAGAAGAAGAUUCAAGUUAAUUACAAGUUGAAGGGAGUAAACGCAUGCCCUGUGAAAGAAGAAGUGGUGGCACCUUUCUGGGCUAACAAUACUCGUGGGGAAGUACUAGCUCUGCUAAAUAUGUAUCCCUUCGAGCAAUAUGUUCAUUGGGAGAAAUGUACUUUCGAACAUAGACAAAUGUAUUGUAGAGACGGGUGCCGCUGUGAACAGCAAUAUCGACUCCACAGAUUACUCGCCUACGACCCAAACAACGAAUGCCGAGGAAUAUUCUCGGAUUGGUUUCGUUUCCCAUCCUGCUGCAUAUGCAAAUGCUACGACCUACCACCCGAGUUCAGGGUUACUUCGAGGAGUCCCAGGUUGCAAAUGACAUUUGCCGACGAAGAUUAUCAAUAGACAAACACACAUGGGUAUUACGUUGCUCAAGUUACAUGUUUAUAUUAAUAAGCAGUAUCUAUUUUUUUAUAUAAUUCUUAAUAUUAUCCGUUCGUAAAAAAAAAAUCCAACAUUCUUGUAAAUAAAUACCCAGUAAAGCUUUUUUUAUAUAUCAUAAGGCUCGUGUCUGUAUACUUGUAAUUACAACUAAACUUUGUAACUUUAUGAAAAUUACUGUCUUCUUGUACAUAAUUAAGAAUAAUACAAGUGUUUAUAUGUUUUGUUAUGUGUUUUGUUAUUUUAAAAAAUUAAAUAAAUCA